UUCUUUUCCAUUUAAAGGUAGGUGUCAUGAAUCAACAAAUUAGGAUUUCUAAAACUACCAAUUACAAGGGCACGAGGAAAGUACUCUGCGAUGGAAACACUGAGCCACGAGCCUCUUCUCUAUGAUAACUCUGCUGGAGAGACUCCACCAAGUCCAAGCACACCAUUGCAGAAUUCACGGGAGAAGAAACAACUAUCUGUUAAGGAAGAAGAAGAGGAAGAAAAGGAGGCAAAAGCAGAUACUUUAUUGGAUCUAAAUGCCCCUGGUGGUGAUUCUGCUAUUGGGUGCAGUCCAGUGCUGAAUCUGAUCACGUGUUUGGACACAGAUUUGUCAAGCACCACAUCAGAAAACCAACAUGGCUCAGAGCCACGAGUGUUCUCUUGCAACUAUUGUCAGAGAAAGUUCUACAGUUCACAAGCUCUUGGGGGACACCAAAACGCCCACAAGAGAGAGAGGUCAAUUGCAAAGAGAGGUCAUCAAAGAUCAGGAUCACGUUUGAUGGCCUCAGCUACAACAGCUCUGGGAAUUCCCUUUCUCCAUAAUCACCUUCACCACCACUAUGCCACUAUGGCUUCUCUGCCUCUCCAUGGUGCUUCUAGUAAUAAUAAACCACUUGGAAUUCAGGCUCACUCCAUUAUUCACAAGCCUUCUUCUUCAAAUUAUUCUCAUUUUUCAUUCAAUGGGUUUGGAACCACUUUUGGACAUCGUGGUUGGUCUAGACCCCUUAUUGAUCAACAACCUGGAAUAGGGAAGCUAACGAUGGAAAGUUUUCACAAAACAUCAAGAGGCAAUGUUGGGAAAUUCGAUGUGGUGAAAACGACCAGGCUUAAUUCAGCGACCAAUGAAGAAAUCAGUGGAUAUAUGGUUAGUGGUAUUAGUCUUUUGAAGACUAAUCAAGAGGAAAUGAAGCACCUUGACUUGUCCCUAAAGCUCUAAGCAUCAUGGGAUUGUGUUGAAGUUUAGUACUUAGUAUAGUAAACAUUUUUCCAACUUUAUUGUUUCACAGCUUGUAAUAAUAAUGUAUUGUGUAAAUUUGUUUAUGAGAGGAUCAAAGUUUUUUAAUUAUCUGUUCAUGAAGUCUCAAUUAUUCAAUUCCUGUAUGGUUAGCAGUUUGUUAA
Glycine soja is the source of this 1118-nucleotide messenger RNA. Its product is annotated as zinc finger protein 1-like. Gene Ontology annotation, biological process: negative regulation of abscisic acid-activated signaling pathway. The record is from RefSeq and is a predicted model, not a curated record. Bases 91 to 936 code for a protein of 281 amino acids. The transcript has a single exon. Lineage: Eukaryota; Viridiplantae; Streptophyta; Magnoliopsida; Fabales; Fabaceae.